Messenger RNA from Penicillium brevicompactum, 1590 nucleotides. Its product is annotated as putative acid phosphatase. The coding region runs from base 1 to 1590 and encodes 529 amino acids. Gene Ontology annotation, biological process: dephosphorylation. The transcript has 6 exons. The record is from RefSeq and is a predicted model, not a curated record. Gene Ontology annotation, molecular function: phosphatase activity. NCBI's taxonomy places the organism in Eukaryota, Fungi, Ascomycota, Eurotiomycetes, Eurotiales, Aspergillaceae.
AUGACUACCUUGAUCCCGCGUGAGCCCUAUACACAGGAUGAGCUUGCUCAUCUCUAUCCCCAAGGCCUGCAGCUGCAGCUGGUCCAAGUGUUCCUCCGCCAUGGCGAACGCACACCCGUCUCAUCGCGAUUCACAAAUCCGAUAUCGCUCGAAAAAUAUACUGAUUCCUCACAAGACUGGCCCUAUUGUGGCGUCGCAAGACGCAUGGUGCAGAUGGCAUCUAGCAGCAAAGACCUCUCCGCCUGGAACGGAUUCCAAUGGAGACGGAAGAUGGAGUCCUUCGGCGCCAACGACAAGGCAACAAUUGCCCGUGGCUCAGGUGGCGAAGCUGAAGCUAUGUGCUUGCACGGCGAACUUACAGAUAAGGGCCGCGAGACGACAUAUGCGCUUGGACAGCGACUGCGUCAUCUGUACGUUGACCAGCUCGGUUUCAUGCCUGAGAUCAAGUCCCACUCCGAGGAUAUGUACCUGCGCGCGACGCCGAUUCCUCGUGCCCUGGAAUCGCUCCAGGAAGCGUUCUGGGGUAUGUACCCGGCCAGCGCGCGGACGCUUGAUUUCCCGCCGCCUGUGAUUGUGGCUCGCCAAGUUAACGAGGAGACUCUGUUCCCCAAUGAGGGGAAUUGUAAACGUUUCCGUCAACUUGCGCGACUCUUUGCUGACCGUACUGCUGUGCGAUGGAAUGAUUCCGAACAAAUGGCGUAUUUGAAUAGUCUUUGGUCGAAGUACAUGCCCGAAGAAUCACCCAAGGUCGCUGUUGAUGCUCACCCCCGUCUUUCUGGUAUCAUGGAUACCAUUAAUGCAACUGAUGCCCAUGGACCUGGCACCAAGCUUCCGGCCGAGUUCUAUGAUAAGAAGGGACGUGCCGUUCUCGACCGUAUUUCGGUCGAGGAGUGGUUCUCUGGGUACGGAGAGAGCAGCGAGUACCGCAAGCUAGGCAUUGGAGCCCUCAUGGGCGAUGUCGUUGACCGCAUGGUCAGCACCGCCGUGGAGGGUGGCUGGCGCAGCGAGACAUCCGCAUCUGGUUCCGGCAACGCGGAAACUGGCAAGGCGAUCAAGUUCGCCAUGAGUGGUUGCCACGACACAACUCUCGCAGCAAUGCUCUCCAGUGUUGGUGGUUUCCAAGAUGAGUCAUGGCCUCCUUUCACCUCGUCUGUUGCCGUGGAACUGUUUUCGCAAGCUCCUCGCGCCGCCUCCACUGCCGGGACCAUGCUCGAGGAGUUCUCCAACCCCUCCGUUGCUGCUAAGAAGUCCGGUGUUCUCUCCAGGUUGUUCGGCAAGUCCGCACCGAGCCAACCUGCCUCGUCUGAGAGUGCGCGUGCACCUCUCUCCUCCUUCCCCGAAGGCUCUCGCGAGUCCCUUCAGAAGCACUACGUUCGCAUUCGUUACAAUGACAGACCCGUUACCAUCCCCGGAUGUGCUGCUAAGCCUGAGAACCACCUACCCGGUGAUCAGACCUUCUGCACACUGGACGCGUUCAAGACGAUUGUUGAUAAGUUCACCCCGAAUGAUUGGCAGACUGAGUGCACGCAGAACAUGGGUGCCGGUCUCCACGGCCCAGCUGAUAGUGCAAAGUCCGCUGCCGGCUUCUAG